CCACCGACCUACGCUCUCUCCGUCUCCUCUUCUCUUAUUCCAUCUCUCUCCGCUCCCCUCAACUCUCUCUCCCUCUCUCUCUCUCUCUCUCUCUCUCUCUGAAACCCAGAAAAAUGUUCACCGAAGGCCUCGACGAAAAUGCGAUCAAAUGGAUCAAACAGGGAUCAGAAAUUGAAGCGCUAGAACAACAGCAACAAUCCCCACAAGCGGUCCGAUCGCCUCUUGCCGAGAAACUCACUUCCGACGCUUACCCAAUAUCGCCACUGCGCUUCGGCACCAACAGCGGCGGCGGCGGUCCCGCUCUACCUCCGCUGAAGUUCCACACUGGCCUGCUCGCGCCUCACAGCUUGGUGGCUCCGUGUCUAAGCAGCGACACCGAUAACGACUACGAUGACGGCAACGAGAGUGUGGCUUCGGUUUCUGAUACGGGUUCGUCUGCCAAUUACUUUGAGGAAGAGUCGAAGCCAAUGGAGAAGUACUAUCAGGAAGAAGAAGAGGAGAUGUUUGGUUAUAGGAAUAAGCCAAGCAGUGUGUUGAAUAGAGGGUUGUUGAAGGAGGGUCUGAGGGUUGAAUUGCCCGGAAAUUGCAGAAGAUUUACGGAUGGUGAAGUGGGUUUCAAGAAGAAAUGUGCUAUGAAAACUUCGACACCGGGUGCUGGCAAUCAGGUUCUGAAAAGGGCUCAACUUCGAAAUUUCAAUGGCACUGCCCCAAGUGGUGAUGAAUGUGGUGUACUUAGAGAUUCAGCAGCAGACUUGGGAACUCCGAGUGCGCCUCCGAUUUUCGAAAUUGGGAGAGACAAUUCGGGUAAUGAGGAUGAAAUUCAAGGAGGGCAGGAAGCUUCUGAGGGGCUGAGAGAAAGCAAUGCAGCUGAAAAUUGGACCUGCCCAUCAAGAGGAUCAAUGGGGUUCGAUGGGAGUGUAGAGGGUUUAGCAGAUUUGGAUAGUGGUUCUUCAAAGCUUCUCAACUUGGUGAAAGUGAACAAGAGCAUAGCUGGAGAAACAGAAACGAAAGUCCCUUCUUUGCAAGCCAGCCAAUUAGACCAUUCUUAUUAUAAUACCAGUGGUCAAUAUGCCUGGCAAACCUUGGUUGCACAUGAGGCAUGCAUACGCUUAUGCCUACAAGCAUGGGCAAGAGGCUGCACUGAGGCACCUGAAUUUCUACGUGAUGAGUGCCUGGUUCUUCGGAAUGCUUUUGGGCUAAACACAUUUUUGUUGCAACCCAGAGGAGCACAGCCACUAGAAGCAAAGACUAGUCGGAAUACAGAACAAACUUUUGCUCCGAAAGCAAAGAAGGUGGUUGGAAAGAUAAGAGUUGAAGUGAGGAAACUUCGAGUAAUACCAAGAAGGAAACUGAAGAGCACAUAUUCACUGCGAGGUGCAAUGUACAUACAAGCAGGGGCAGAAUACGUCCGUCAUGUUUCAUCACUAGUAAAAACUGGCAUAAAUUCUUUAAAGUCAUCGUCAUUCUCGAUUACACCAGAAGAGCCACUUUCAUGCAUAUUCAAACUUAGUAGUGCCACCAAAGAAACCGAAGUAGAGCCAAGUUCCGCAAUUUGUUUGCACCCUGGAAGCGGUGAUUACCAUGUGUUUUUUCCAGAGAGUCAAGUGGAUGCUCUUUUGGUAGAAGUUCAAGACACGAAAAAAUCAGUCCAAUGUCGAACUACAAUUCCUAUUUCAUCCUUGAAUGACAGCACCAGUGAUAAACUUCGUUGGUGGCCAUUAUACCAUGAUGAUCAAGAAUGUAUUGGGAAGAUUCAGCUCAGCAUUGGUAGUGUGAUAACAAGUGAUGAAGAUAAUCAUAUCAAGAGUGGACCAGUUGCAGAGACUCUAGCAUAUGAUUUGUUGCUGGAGGCUGCUAUGCGGGCACAAAACUUUCACUCCCGGAACCUAUGGUUACAUGGAACUUGGAAGUGGUUGUUGACCGAGUUUGCAGACUAUUAUGAAGUUUCCCAGUCAUACACAAAGCUCAGAUAUCUGUCACAUGUCAUGAAUGUGGGAACUCCGACCACAGGUUGCUUAGAGCUUGUGAAUGAGUUACUAGUACCUAUAAUAAAGGCCAGGAGUCAGAAAUGUUUGACAAGGCAGGAGAAAAGUAUACUGUUAGACUGUGAAAACCAAAUUGAGAGUCUUUUGGCAAAUGUUUUCGAAAACUACAAGUCAUUAGAUGAAGGAUCACCCACAGGGUUCAGAUCCUCGUUUGGUCCAACCCCAGAGUCUGCAGCUCCAGCUCUAGCUCCUGCUGUACAAGUGUAUAUGAUCCUUCAUGAUAUCCUCACUCUCGAUGCCCAGACUAUGCUACGCAACUAUUUGCAGACAGCAGCAAAAAAGAGGUACCGGAAGCAUGCUCUAGACACUGAUGAGUUUGUGUCAAGUAACUCUGAAGGCUUCCUUAUGGACCCCAUAUCCAUCUCGACAGCAUAUCUGAAAAUGAAGAAUUUGUGUAUGAAUAUACAAAAGGAAAUUCAGGCAGACAUCAAAAUCCACAACCAGCAUGUACUCCCCAGUUCAAUUGACCUCUCGAAUAUAGCUGCUGCCAUUUACAGCACUGAGCUGUGCAGCAGGCUUCGAGCGUUUCUUGCUGCCUUGCCUCCAUCUGGUCCACAGCCACAUGUAAAUGAGCUUUUAAUUGCAGUUGCUGACUUCGAAAGAAACCUUGAGUCUUGGAAUAUCAGUCCAGUGCAGGGCGGUGUUGACUCGAAGAAUCUGUUUCACGAUUACAUAAUGGUCUGGGUACAGGAUAUGCAACUUAACUUACUUGAACGUUGCAGGGCAGAAAAGGUGCCAUGGUCUGGCGUGUCAACAAAUAAUUCCACCUCACCAUUUGCUGAGGAUAUGUACGAAAAUAUCAGAGAGAACCUUAUCCAAUACGAGGUGGUACUCAACCGAUGGCCUCAAUACUCCCUGAUUUUGGAACAGGCUGUUGCUAAUGUUGAAAGAGCAAUCAUAAAAGCACUGGAGAAACAAUAUAACGAUAUCUUGACUCCAUUGAAAGAUGGUAUCCAAAAGAGGCUUAAUAUGCAGGUCCAGAAGCUGACAAGAAGACAAUCAGUCGCAAUCUACACCGUUCCUAAUCAGCUUGGAACCUUUUUAAACACCAUGAAGAGAAUUCUUGAUGUCCUUCAUUGUACAUUAGAAGACAUCUUAAAGUCAUGGGCAUCUUUUCUGCCUGUCAUGGGUGAUAACAAGAAGUCACUGUUUGGGGAGCAGAUGAAUGGAAUCACGGUUCUCUUGAGAACGAAAUACAAAAAUUACUUGCAGGCAACUGUAGGGAAGCUUAUCAGCAAUGUGCAAGCUAACCGUAACACAAGGCUGAAAAGGAUUCUAGAGGAAACAAAGGAAGAAGAUGGAGAGGCUGAGGUCCGCGAAAGAAUGCAUCCACUGAGUUCACAGCUUGUAGACUCCAUCUCCAACUUGCAUGAGGUCUUUACAAGCAAAAUAUUCAUCACAAUUUGUCGCGGAUUCUGGGAUAGAAUGGGACAGAUUGUUUUGAAGUUCCUCGAAGGCAGGAAGGAAAAUCGAGUUUGGUACAAUGGAUCUUACUAUGCUCUCGGGAUAUUGGACGAUACAUUUGCUUCCCAGAUGCAGCGUUUACAAGGCAAUGCACUGCAAGAGAAAGAUCUUGAGCCCCCUCGUUCAGUAAUUGAAGCCCGAUCAAUUCUCUGCAGAGACACAGAAAAUGCUACAGAUGCCUCUACCUACUUCUAUGCUUAGCAGGAAGUGUCAGAAUGUCUAUAUUUGUAGCACAAAAUGUAUAUUGCACAAUUCCUAUAGUAUUCAUUCAAUCUUAUUCAAUUUGUAAUAUAACUUUGCAUUAAAAUUCUUCAUAUUAAUAAAAGCAAUAUAAUUUUCA
This is a messenger RNA of Pyrus x bretschneideri (Chinese white pear), 3849 nucleotides long. RefSeq lists its product as uncharacterized. Lineage: Eukaryota; Viridiplantae; Streptophyta; Magnoliopsida; Rosales; Rosaceae. The coding region runs from base 114 to 3710 and encodes 1198 amino acids. The record is from RefSeq and is a predicted model, not a curated record. The transcript has 22 exons.